Molecule: messenger RNA, 2386 nt
Organism: Puccinia graminis f. sp. tritici CRL 75-36-700-3
Lineage: Eukaryota; Fungi; Basidiomycota; Pucciniomycetes; Pucciniales; Pucciniaceae
Exons: 3
Coding region: 300-2261 (653 amino acids)
Biological process (GO): DNA repair; regulation of transcription regulatory region DNA binding; DNA damage checkpoint signaling
Cellular component (GO): nucleus
Molecular function (GO): histone H3K79 methyltransferase activity
Source: RefSeq, a predicted model, not a curated record
GUUGGAGUGGACUGAUCAGAGCUUUCCACUAUGCCAGCAGGGCGAUGAGGACAGCGGCGAUCUGAGUGACUUGAAAAGGGGGUGUCAGUGUGGUUCAACUAGAUCCGGUCAACAGCAAGUAUGCCGGGCGGGUGUCUCCAAAAGGUCUAUCAGAGUAGGCUUGGUCGGUGGGUGUGGAUGCUGGAGUCUCCCGAUUGAGCCCGUGGGGUGGUUGGUGGUCAAACGGGGUUGGUUGCUUGGAUCUUCCCCUUUUUGAAGUGCCAGUUGACCAAAAACACACUCACAACCACCCAAGAAGAAUGGACUGCUUCUUCAAAGACCCAAGACUACUCAAACAACAACAACAACAAAAGCAAACGACAACCCAACAGCAACAGCAACAGAUCAGAAUCAAAACACUACAAACAAACCAACAACCACUCCCAAAAAGAAUCAAACUCAACCACCAACAACAGACAGCCACUGGCACAAACCAAACAACAACAACCACUAAGAAGACUAUUCACAGUAAACCACAACUCAACAACACUCAGCAACCCGAUCAACUCAGCAAGACUCGGGAAACGAAACCCUUAGUGAACCAGACAGAGGACAAUCAUCACAAGACCCAGGAUAUCAACAAUAAUAACAAGACCCAGGAUAUCAACCAGACUCAGGACAUCAACAAGACUCAGGAUAUCAACAAGACUCAGGAUAUCAACACGACUCAGAAUAAUAACAAGACUCAGGAUAUCAAAAAGACUCAGGAUAUCAACAAAACUCAGAACAACAACAAGACUCAGGAUAAACAACACCAAGAUGAUCAGAACCAGACGAAGAAGAACCCAACGACAAACCACCAGGACUACCAACUCCAUCCGAUCAUCCCACGCUCCGUCGACAAGACCAUCACCGCGUACUCAUCCAACCAUCCCCUGAAUGUCGAGCCAGCCGAGCGCAAACUCACCAGCUCGGCCAAGCUGGUCAACGCCAACAGGAGCCAAUUCAAGCCCUGGUUCACUAACCAGGACCCGCAGCGCUGGCCGUUCAAGAAAAACCAGGACCCCCAGAUCAGAGUCGUCUAUCCUACCGGCGCACACGAACUCUUCCCCUUACUGGUGCCCAAAAACGAUUUGGAUGAAUAUCGUCCUUUGGAUGACCUUCUAAACGUCAUUACUACCACACUUACCUACUACCUCACACCCGACCAGUCGCUGCAUUUCUUCUCCGAGCCACAUCCUAUCACUUCCCCCUCCGCAUCCGUCCCACACAGCCAACUGAACGACUUCAGCUUCCUAAACCGACGUUCGCAGGAGCGGUCCUCGCCGGAGCCCGGACGAUCGACGACGCCCAAGAUCCCGCUCUCGGACGCAUCGUUAGAUCUGAGCUCGAAGCCGCUCUUGAAAGAGCUUGCGAAGACGAUCCGACGGAAGAACGGGCCGGAGUUUCUGGGGCUGGUUGGCUGGUACAAUCGGGUGAUCAAGUAUCUGGUCGAAGGGAAAGAGAUCGGCCGACAGAUCGGCUCGUUUGUGGGGAUGCCGCAGGGAGUCUGGGAGACGAUUUUAGGCCAAGCGUAUGACCGCCAGGUGGGGCCCCAAUUGGAGCUCUUACAGGGCUACGAGACCUGGAGCAGUAAUGUGUAUGGCGAGCUCAAGCCCCGGUUCGUCUCGGAGAUCAUCCGGCUCGUCGGCCUAAGACCCGGCAUGGUCUUCCUCGACCUCGGCUCCGGAAUCGGUAACAUCGUCCUCCAGGUCGCCCUCGAGGUCGGCUGCGUCGCCGUCGGCUUCGAAAUCAUGGACGGCUGCGCCAAACUCGCUAACCUUCAACGCUCCGAACUCGUCGGUCGCGCUCACUCCCUAUGGGGAGUUAACCUCGGCGCCCCUCUUCUCUUCCAGGCUGACUUCACUAAGGAUCCCCGAGUGGGCCAAUGGCUACAACAGGCGGAUGUCGUACUAGUGAAUAACCAAGUCUUCACCCCGAGUCUGAACGAAUCGUUAAGUUUGCUGUUCCUGGAGCUGAAAGACACGGCCCAGAUCGUCUCGCUGAAGCCGUUCAUCUCGAGCUCCUUCAAGCUCAACCAACGCAACCUGGAUUCCCCGUUAGCCAUCCUCUCCCGACCCGCCCUCCGGCCUACUCCGCCCUCCACCCUCGUCGCUAACAGUCCUGGCGUCUUCAGCUAUCCUUCUAAUUCUGUCAGUUGGACUGAUAACCCUGGCGACUUCUUCGUCUCCGUCGUCAAUCGCGAUAAGUUGAUUCGCUUUCAAGAAUCAUGUCAGGCUUGAAUCUUCCCCCCCCCCUCCCUGUCCUUGUCUUUUCUUUCAAACAACCUCAAAUCAAAUCAUGGAAUCUUUCUCUUUUUUUCUUUAAUUAUUGUUUUGUUUGUUGCCAUCAAUUCCUCCUCCUCCCC